Lagopus leucura (white-tailed ptarmigan) is the source of this 2740-nucleotide messenger RNA. It is a transcript of the gene VWCE, whose product is annotated as von Willebrand factor C and EGF domains. The record is from RefSeq and is a predicted model, not a curated record. Gene Ontology annotation, cellular component: cytoplasm. NCBI's taxonomy places the organism in Eukaryota, Metazoa, Chordata, Aves, Galliformes, Phasianidae. Gene Ontology annotation, molecular function: calcium ion binding; protein binding. Gene Ontology annotation, biological process: cellular response to virus.
UCUGCCUCCCUCCACCCCCCGCAUUGUUCCCGGCCCGGCGGGCGGGAGGAGGAGCAGGGCCAAGGGCCAGCAUGCGGUAGGCGCCCCGUGCUGCAAGGCAGGCAGGAAGGCAGCGCUGGGAGCGUGCCGCCGGAACCGCUGGCAUGUUGGUCGUGCUGCUCGUCCGGGCUGCCUGUGUGUCCCUGCUCCUCCCGGGCGGGCAGGGCAGGGUGUACUCCGGGAGGAAGAAGCCGGCCAGCUUUGCCGUGGAGAGGCGCCACGUGGGGCCCCACAUCUGCUUCUCGGCUUUCGGCAGCGGAUGUUGCCCCGGUUGGAUGCUGGCUCCGGGCAGCGGGCAGUGCAUCCUGCCGCUCUGCUCCUUUGGCUGCGGCAGCGGCUUCUGCAUUGCACCCAACCUCUGCUCGUGCCCCGAUGGAGAGCGGGGCGUCACCUGCCCAGAGCCGCUAGGAAGCUGCGGGGAGUACGGCUGCGACCUCUCCUGUAACCACGGUGGGUGCCAGGAGGUGGCCCGCGUCUGUCCCCUCGGCUUCUCCAUGGUGGAGACGGACGCCGGCGUCCGCUGCAAUGACAUCAACGAGUGCCUGAGCGCUGCCUGCGAGGGGCUGUGCGUCAACACCGAGGGUGGCUUCGUCUGCGAGUGCGGCCCCGGCAUGCAGCUGGCCGCCAACCGCCACAGCUGCCAGGAUACUGACGAGUGCCUGGCCACGCCAUGCCAGCACCGCUGCAAGAACAGCAUGGGCAGCUACCGCUGCUCCUGCCGUCCUGGCUACCACCUCCAUGGGAACCAGCACACCUGCGUGGAUGUCAACGAGUGCCGGCAGCCGGGUGAGCGCCGUGCCUGCCAGCAUGCCUGCCACAACACACUGGGCAGCUUCCUCUGCUCCUGCCGGCCUGGCUACCGGCUCAGCAGGGACAGGGUGUCCUGCGAAGGCUUCCCCAAGGCCAUCCUGGCACCCUCGCCCAUCCUGCAGUCCUUGCAGCACUCCCCCACACAUAUCCUACUCCCUCCUGGAGCUGGGGGACCCCGCCUGCUCCCCUCUCCUCACCUUCCUGCCGCGGCACCAGGCACAUCCAUUCCUCCCUCCCCUCACGAUGCCAUUGAUCCGCCCCCUGGGACUCCCACAUCAGCUCCUCUCUGCUGGCAUCGUGGGGCUCCCCAGGAGCCAGGCGCUCGCUGGAAUGAGCCAGGGUGCCAGAGCUGCAGCUGCCAGGGAGGCCAAGUGCUGUGCGAGGCCAUCACCUGCCUCAUACCGUGCUCCCACCCUCUGCCCGCCCCGGCUGGAGGCUGCUGUCCCAGCUGCACAGGCUGCCUGAGCAACGGGGUGGCCCACACUGAGGGAGAAGUCUUCACUCCAUCAGAUGGAAACUGCACCAUCUGCAUGUGCCUGGCUGGCAAUAUCUCCUGCAUCUCCCCCGAGUGCCCCCCAGGCUCCUGCCCCAGCGCCUCACCCCCCAACUGCUGCUCCUGCCAGCCAGGUGGGGUCCUGCCAGAGAUUGAGUGGCUGUGGGUGGCUCUGCCACACGCAUGGGGUCCUGUGGGCUCAGCUCCCCAUCUCAGCCCUCGUUGCCUCCCUCCUGCCCAGCAAAAUGUAGCUUCCAUGGCCAGACCUACGCACACGGAGCCCGCUUCAGCUUGGAUGGGGAUGAGUGCACUACCUGUGUCUGCCGGGUGGGUCCGGGGCACUUCUUAUUGUCCCGUGAGUGGCACAGAGCUGCUGAGUGAUGCUCCCUUCUCCCCACAGAACGGAGAGGUGGAGUGCUCUUUUGCCCCGUGCCCAGUGCUGGACUGUCCCCAGCACCAGAGGCAGCUGCAGCCCGGGCAGUGCUGCUUCAGCUGCAAGGACCCCUCGCGCCCCUCGGGCUGCUUCGUGGAUGACAAUGGGGUAGAGUUUCCCAUUGGACAGAUUUGGUCUCCAGGUGAUCCCUGUGAGUUAUGCGUAUGCCAGGCUGAUGGCUCGGUGAGCUGCAAGCGGACAGAUUGCGUGGAGACGUGCCCCUACCCCAUCCACAUCCCGGGGCAGUGCUGCCCCGACUGCUCAGCAGGAUGCACCUACAUGGGGCGGAUCUUCUACAACAACGAGACCUUCCCGUCACUCCUGGACCCCUGCCUCAGCUGCAUCUGCCUGCUGGGCUCAGUGGCCUGCUCGCCCGUGGACUGCGCCAUCUUCUGCACCUACCCCUUCCACCCCGAGGGCGAGUGCUGCCCUGUCUGUAAAGACUGCAACUAUGAGGGCAGGAAAGUGGUGAAUGGGCAAAGCUUCAGCCCCGAGGGCCGGCCCUGCAUCCGCUGUACCUGCCAGCUCGGGGAGGUGAGCUGCGAGGAGAGGCCGUGUCCUCAGUCCUGCACUGAGCCCACUGCCUGCUGCCCACGUUGCCAAGCAGACAGCCUUCUGCAGAGCAGUGACACAUCUCCACUUCUGUCCCCAUCCCCAACCCCACAGCCAUCAUCCCUGUCUUCAUCUCCAUCCCCAUCUCCAUCCCCAUCCUUGUCCCCAUCACCAUCCCAUGAGGGCACACCCCAGACCCCCCGCCACCGCCUGGCCCAGGUCCUGCUCCACACCAACCCCCUCAGCCCUUCUCUGGGGGGGGAGCCCCCUCCCAACACCCCAAGCCCCCCAUUGGGCUGCCCUGGUAAGGCCACAGGAUCCCCAGCCCUCAGCAGCAGCCCCAGCUCAAGGCAGGACGCUCAGGAACAGCCUGGGGACGCGGACAUGGACACAUAGAAUCACCCACACCUGGA